AUAUAUAUACUAUGUUUCAUUAAAACAUUUUUCAGUAAAUUGCAUUUUUUCAUAUGAGUGACAUUCAUAAUUUGUGCCAUUUUUAUAUCUGGUAGGUAAUUGGUGGACUCACCUCCUUCAUGAAAACAGCAGCAAAAUUCAAACGAAGACCUCACAUAUGUGUGUCUGACCUGGUCACUUACAUCAGGGACAUGGCUUUAGUAUUCACAGGAAAAGGCCAACAGAAGAGGAUGCAUAACCAUGCUAACAGUAAUAAUUUGUACCUGGAGGAGUUUGAGGAUAUUGUUGAUGAGCUGUUGUUGCGGCUCGAUGUGAUAACUGAUACUGAUGUCCCUGAUGAUCAAGAAGACAAUGACAAUCAGAGCUGCUGCAGUUCUGCACAUUACAGCUCAGAGGAUGUUGAUUUGGAGAACACUGUGGGAAUGAGGAAAAACUCCUGUGUGUACAGUGCCUCCUCAUACAUGCAUGAAGAAGACGGAGAAAGUAGGCUCAGGUCACCGCUGGAAAGGAAAACUCUCCAGCCUGUUGGAGGAAACAGAGGAACGAUCCAUGGCAGAUCCAUUUUCACCGGCCAGAAGAUCCAUACAAGCAUCACAACCACACCUGUGAAGAAGUCAAAAGACUUACAGACUUUCCUGUGCAGUGAUCACUCAAUUAGUGUUCAAAUGAAUGAAUGCAGUGAAACACUGAGCUCAAACAGAGCUAAACACUUUAGUCUGACCUGGGAGAACAAGGUUAAGAAUGUCUGUACUAAAUCCUGGAGCACACAAGCAGAUCUAACUCCAGUUUUAAACUCUUCUAAUAUCAGUAGAACCAGUCUAUCAUCUCACACAAAGGCCUUUAACCAGUUGUGUAUAAGUGAAUCACCUGUAGAAAACACAGAGACAUAUUGUGAAUUACAAACAGUACAUAUUCCAGGUCAGUGUUGCUAAGGGGAUGUUUGUUAAUCCACAAUGGACAUAUUCAAGUGAUAUUCAAUAUUUAUCUCAAAUUAAACCAUAAUUUUCAAUCUUGAUCUUGGAGGCACUGUGCCCUGCACAUUUUUGCUUUCCCUUCCAAAACAUGCGAUUCAACCAACCGGCUUAUUAACAAGUUUGAGUGUCAGGGCGGUGUUAAAUGUUAUAAAGUAGGAAAAACACUAAAAUGUGCAUUGGACUCCAGGACUAGGAUUUAAACAGUGCCUCGUUUCAUUAUACAUAUAAAGUAAAAUAUAAAAUAUUUGUAUGUAGUGUAAUAUUAUGUGUCAUGUUUUCACUGCUGUCCCAUGAAAAAAUAUAUAAAAAUAUUUACAAAAGUGCUGAGGGGUGUACUCACUUUUGUGAUGUACUGUAUUCAAGGAUUCAGGGAGACUGUGUCGUACUUAAGAGCAGUAUGUUCAAAUUAGGUAAAGAAUACUAAAAGUGCA
This is a messenger RNA of Astyanax mexicanus (Mexican tetra), 1405 nucleotides long. RefSeq lists its product as uncharacterized. Lineage: Eukaryota; Metazoa; Chordata; Actinopteri; Characiformes; Acestrorhamphidae. The record is from RefSeq and is a predicted model, not a curated record. The coding region runs from base 120 to 932 and encodes 270 amino acids. The transcript is spliced from 4 exons.